This is a messenger RNA of Corylus avellana, 566 nucleotides long. It is a transcript of the gene ACBP6, whose product is annotated as acyl-CoA-binding protein 6. Gene Ontology annotation, biological process: fatty acid metabolic process. Gene Ontology annotation, molecular function: fatty-acyl-CoA binding. Lineage: Eukaryota; Viridiplantae; Streptophyta; Magnoliopsida; Fagales; Betulaceae. The record is from RefSeq and is a predicted model, not a curated record.
AUAAGGUCGGUACCUCAGAUCAACAGGACCACACGGCUCCGCAUUAUAUAAACACCCAGCAGCGGAGAGGCCGAAGCACGAAAUCUACUUACGUUGCGUUUUCGUCAUUCUCUAGGAGCAGGAAGAACGAAGGAGAUCGUAAUAUGGGGUUGAAGGAAGAUUUCGAGGAGCAUGCUGAGAAAGCCAAGACCCUGCCAGAGACAACCACAAAUGAAAACAAGCUUAUACUCUAUGGGCUAUUCAAGCAGUCCACUGUUGGACCAGUGAACACCAGUCGUCCUGGAAUGUUCAACAUGAGGGAAAGAGCAAAGUGGGAUGCGUGGAAGGCUGUUGAAGGGAAAUCGAAGGAUGAAGCAAUGAAUGAUUACAUAACCAAAGUGAAACAGUUGCUGGAAGAAGCUGGGGCAUCUGCUUGAUGUCUUCUUGUUGAUGCCUGAUGCCAUUUGGUUGUGUGUUUUAGAACCUUAAAUGGAAUUGAAAAUAAUCAUCUGUAGCUUUCGGACCGGUAAUUUGUUAUAUCUGAAUGGUAUGGAAGUGCUUAUGGCAAAUUGUGUUGGUAUUAAAUA